Manis javanica (Malayan pangolin) is the source of this 3617-nucleotide messenger RNA. NCBI's taxonomy places the organism in Eukaryota, Metazoa, Chordata, Mammalia, Pholidota, Manidae. The record is from RefSeq and is a predicted model, not a curated record.
ACACUUCUCCAGAAAAGGCUUCUUGGCUGCCAUUUGCCCAGAAAAUGAGACCUAGGUGGUCAUCCCCCAGGGAGGGCCUCACAGGCACUCCAUCCACAGGCACAGGCAGCAUCGAGAUCCCCGUGCUCUGUCUGCUGGUCAACGGCGACCCCAGCACCCUGGAGGUAGGGCAGGCCACCUGGGGGCUCCAGCAGGGCCCUCCCACCUGGAUGGGAGGAGGUGGGAGGGCUGGGACACCACUCAUGGACACAGCGCGGAACCCAGAGCUGAGUGGGCGUCCACUCUGUCCUCCCUGCCCCCACCCCCAGAGGAUAUCCAGGGCUGUGGAGCAGCACGCUGCCCCGUGGCUGAUCCUGGCGGGCUCGGGGGGCAUCGCCGAUGUGCUCGCUGCCCUGAUGAGCCAGCCCCACUUCCUGGUGCCCCAAGUGGCUGAAAGGCAGUUUAAAGAGAAGUUCCCCAGCCAGCACUUCUCCUGGGAGGACAUCAUGUACUGGACCCAGCUGCUGCAGAACAUCACCUCCUACCCACACCUGCUCACCGUACACGACUUCGAACAGGACAGCUCCGAGGAGCUGGAGGCCGUCAUCCUCAAGGCGCUGGUGAAAGCCUGCAAGAGCCACAGCCAGCGAGCACAGGACUACCUAGACGAGCUCAGGCUGGCCAUGGCCUGGGGCCGCGUGGACAUCGCCGAGAGUGAGAUCUUCGGCGGGGACGUGGAGUGGAAGGCCCAUGACCUGGAGGAGGUGCUGAUGGAUGCACUGGUGAGCAACAAGCCGGAGUUCGUGCGUCUCUUUGUGGACAACGGCGCCAACGUGGCGGCCUUCCUGACGUACCGGCGGCUGCAGCAGCUGUACCUCUCAACGACCCCCCAGGGCCUGCUCUUCGGGCUGCUGCAGCACAAACGCCAGGGGGGCCGGCUGGUGCUGGCCGGCCUGGCUACCCCACAGGCCCGGGAGCCACCCGCCUUCUCCCUGCUCGAGGUCUCCCGUGUGCUCAAGGACUUCCUGCAGGACGCCUGCCACGGGCUCUACCAGGCGGAGAGCGGGCCGGCCAAGCAGCCCGAGGGCCGGAGACAGCUGCUGGACCUGGACGAGAGGAGCGAGGCCCCCUGGAGGGACCUGUUCCUGUGGGCCGUGCUGCAGAGCCGCCAUGAGAUGGCCAGCUACUUCUGGGCCAUGGGCCAGGAGGGCGUGGCCGCCGCUCUGGCCGCCUGCAAGAUCCUCAAGGAGAUGUCCCACCUGGAGACGGCUGCCGAGAGGGGCCGCACGUGCGAGGCCAGAUAUGAGCAGCUGGCCCUCGACCUCUUCUCUGAGUGCUACAGCAACAGCGAAGACCACGCCUUCACCCUGCUGGUGCGCCGGAACCGCUGCUGGAGCAGGACCACCUGUCUGCACCUCGCCACCGAGGCGGACACCAAGGCCUUCUUUGCCCAUGAUGGGGUGCAGGCCUUCCUGACCAAGAUCUGGUGGGGGGACAUGGCCUCGGGCACACCCGUCCUGCGGCUGUUAGGCGCCUUCCUCUGCCCAGCCCUCAUCUACACCAACCUCAUCACCUUCAGUGAGGAGGGCCCACUGGGAACAGGCCCGGAUGACCUGCAGGAGCCGGACAGCCUGGGCACGGAGAGGAGCAAGCUGUGCAGCAGGGGCAGGUGGGAGGGCCCAGGGCUCUGGUGCCUGUGGCCCGGAGACUGGACUCCUGGGGGCAGAGGUGGGGCCCCGUGGGGCACCCGGCCACCCGCCUCACCACUGGCAUGGCCUCCCCCGCGGUACAGGGUGGAGAAGCUGGCCGAGGCACCCAGGGCUCAGGGCGGCAGAGGGCCGCAUGCCGCCUUCCUGCUCACACGCUGGCGGAAGUUCUGGGGCGCGCCUGUGACCGUGUUCCUGGGGAACGUGGUCAUGUACUUUGCGUUCCUCCUCCUGUUCGCCUACACCCUGCUGGUGGACUUCCGGCCGCCUCCCCAGGGGCCAUCAGGGCCCGAGGUCCUGCUCUCCUUCUGGGUCUUUACACUGGUGCUGGAGGAGAUCCGGCAGGGCUUCUUCACCGAUGAGGACACACACCUGCUGAAGAAGCUCACCCUCUACGUGGAGGACAACUGGAACAAAUGUGACAUGAUGGCCAUCUUCCUGUUCGCAGGAGGUGUCACCUGCAGGAUGCUGCCCUCGGCGUUCGAGGCCGGCCGCGCCAUCCUCGCGCUCGACUUCAUGGUGUUCACGCUGAGGCUCAUCCACAUCUUCGCCAUCCACAAGCAGCUGGGCCCCAAGAUCAUCGUCGUGGAGCGGAUGAUGAAGGACAUCUUCUUCUUCCUCUUCUUCCUGAGCGUGUGGCUCCUGGCCUACGGCGUGACCACGCAGGCGCUGCUGCACCCUCACGACAGCCGCCUGGAGUGGAUCUUCCGCCGCGUGCUCUACCGGCCCUACCUGCAGAUCUUCGGACAGAUCCCGCUGGACGAGAUUGACGAAGCCCGCGUGAACUGCUCCGCACAUCCUCUGCUGCUGGAGAACUCGCCCUCCUGCCCCAACCUCUACGCCAACUGGCUGGUCAUCCUCCUGCUGGUCACGUUCCUGCUGGUCACCAACGUGCUGCUCAUGAACCUGCUCAUCGCCAUGUUCAGCUACACGUUUCAGGUGGUGCAAGGCAACGCCGACACGUUCUGGAAGUUCCAGCGCUACCACCUCAUCGUGGAGUACCAGGAGCGCCCCUCCCUGGCACCCCCCUUCAUCCUCCUCAGCCACCUUAGCCUGGUGCUCAAGAGGGUCUUCCAGAAGGAGGCCAAGCAGAAGCAGGCACGCCUGGAGAAAGACCUGCCGGAACCCUUGGACCAGAAGAUGGUCACCUGGGAGGCAGUUCAGAAGGAGAACUACCUGGGCAAGCUGGAGAGGCAGAGGAAAGACAGCGGGGAGGAAGUGCUGCGGAAAACCGCCCACAGGUGCCGGGGUCUGCAGGCCCCUCCAAGGACCCCAGGGCUGAGUGCAGCGGCCCCUCCCUGGAGGGUGGGCUUCAUCGCCAAGUACCUCGGGGGGCUACGAGAGCACGAGAGGCGGGUGGAGCGCCUGGAAUCCCAGAUCGACUACUGCACGGUGCUCUUGACCUCCAUGGCAGACACACUGGCCCAGGGCAGCGCCUACUGGAGUGAGUACUCUUGGAACUUUGGUGGUGGGGACCUGAGAGCCUCUGCUGACCACGGAGGGGGCCUGGACAGCAAGGAGAACGAAGAGGCUGGCCAGCUGCCCUUGGACACCUAGGCCACCCAGACUGUCAGCCUGCGGGGCCCACCUCUCCCAGAGCCCCAGGCCCAGAUCGGGGUGGUGAGGUGGGGGAUGGCCCUUAGCUGCUCGCCCUGGGCCCCACAGCAAAUUAUCCCAACCUCUGGUGGCUCCUGUGACCGUGUCAAAAGAAACCAGUCCCUGCCCUGCUGGCACUGCCCAGGCCUGGGAGUGGAGCAGCUCGCCGUGGGCCCCCUCCCCCGGGGCCUCAGCCAGGACUGCGCGGCCAGCACUCCCUGAGCGCCUGGUCCGGGCACCGCCCAUCUGCGGGCAGCAGUCUUAGGGCCCGUCCCUGUCCCCUGCUGGGCCUGUGCUGCCUAAGAGACUGAUCUGUUUUGAAGUGAGUGGUUACAA